Molecule: messenger RNA, 6265 nt
Organism: Acanthochromis polyacanthus (spiny chromis)
Lineage: Eukaryota; Metazoa; Chordata; Actinopteri; Pomacentridae
Gene: rnf19b
Product: ring finger protein 19B
Exons: 10
Coding region: 889-3075 (728 amino acids)
Biological process (GO): ubiquitin-dependent protein catabolic process; positive regulation of proteasomal ubiquitin-dependent protein catabolic process; protein polyubiquitination
Cellular component (GO): cytoplasm; ubiquitin ligase complex
Molecular function (GO): zinc ion binding; ubiquitin protein ligase activity; ubiquitin conjugating enzyme binding
Source: RefSeq, a predicted model, not a curated record
GCAGGGCUUUCCUCCAUGACGUCAGAGGGCGGCAGCCACGGAGCUCGAGGCGACGCGGAGCGGCUGCGGAGAUCGUCCAGAGUUUGGCCGCUGCUCUCCCGGUGCGCACCAACAGUAAGAAGGCCGACACCCGCAAGGACACACCGCCGAGCCCGCAGAGCAGGGAGGCGGACACGGCCACGGAGGCAGCGCCGCGGACACCCACGCAGCUUCCAGCACGGAGCGGAGAGACGCGGGGAGCCGCCUGGACCGCAGCCGGAGCGGCAGCCGCAUCUCCCAGCCUUCUGUGGAGGAAACCCGGAGCUGAGCGAAAAAGACCGUUCAGAGGCCGGCGUUGAACCACACGGAGAGGGAGGCAGCCGAGGAGAAGCUCUGAGAGAAUCAAACCUGAGGAAUUAUUACAAGAUCCAGCCUGAAGCCGUGGAUUCGUCUGCCGUCUGUUUUUGUUUUUUCACCCUCUCUGUGUUUUUGUAAGAGGAUGACUCAUUGAAACUGACAAUCUUUUUUUGUUUAACAGUCAGAGUCGCUGUAAUGUUUGACCUCUCCCUGAGACGCUGAGAUUCUCUCUACUUCUACGUUUGAAGUUUCAGAGAAGCUCUGGGAUUUUUUCUUUUUGAGCUCAUCUCUUUCAUUUUCUGUUGGUGUUUGUCUGUUAUCUCACGCCGUCUUUUCCUGAUAACGUUUGGUUUCUCAUAAGAGGAAGAGAAGGAGGCGACUGUUUCUCAAGUUUCUCAGCCAGGCGCCUGAGCAGCAUUUGCAUUCCAGUUUGGCUUCCACAGGCGGACAGAUCCUCCCUUGUGUGCGACAGAGUGUGUUUGUGUCCCUCAGUCAUACUUUAACUCGUAUUGGGGGACAAUAAUCGGCCCUGUGUGUCUCUUCUGGGAAAAAAUGGGAUCAGAAAAGGACUCAGAGUCGCCUCACUCCUCGGUGAGUGGCGUCCCCAACCCUAAGUGCCGACCGGCGGGCAAACGUCAGGGCCGCAUCUCCUUCCACAGCCUCUUCCACAGCAAGAGGGGCUCUCGGGGCACCAGGGGCCCCAAAGGAGGAGCGGCCACUCCUCUAUCCCUCCACCACCAACACCACCCACAGCAGCUGCUCCCGUCUGCCUUGAGUUCUGCCGCGGCCUCCGCCACGCCCACCACUACCACCACCACAACCGCCACCACGCCCCAGGACGCCGCCUCCGGCACCCCAUCGAAGCCACUGUCCUCCAGCCAGCCGUCCCUGGGUGGAGCCGCCUCCUCCGGGGACAACAACCUCCUGGAGUGCCCCCUGUGCCUGGUGCGCCAGCCCGCCGACCAGCUGCCCGAGCUGCUGGGCUGCAGCCACCGCUCCUGCCUCUGCUGCCUGCGCCAGUACCUCCGCAUCGAGAUCACAGAGAGCCGAGUCCAGCUCAGCUGCCCUGAGUGCGCCGAGCGUCUGGCCCCGAGGCAGGUGGCCGACAUCCUGGACGACGCCGCCCUGCUGGAGAAGUACGAGGAGUUCCUGCUGAGGAGGUGCCUCGCCUCCGACCCGGACUGCCGAUGGUGUCCGGCGCCCGACUGCGGGUUUGCCGUCAUCGCCUCAGGCUGUGCCAGCUGUCCCAGGCUGGUUUGUCGCAGGGAGGGUUGCGGCGCAGAGUUUUGCUACCACUGUAAACAGGCCUGGCAUCCCAACCAGACCUGCGACUCGGCCCGCCAACAGAGGGCGCAAUCCCUGCACACCCACAGCAACCACUCGCCCAGCUACACCCAGGAGCAGGGACCCGCUGAUGACAUCAAGCCCUGCCCUCGCUGCGGCGCUUACAUCAUCAAGAUGAACGACGGCAGCUGUAAUCACAUGACCUGCGCCGUCUGCGGCUGUGAGUUCUGUUGGCUCUGCAUGAAGGAGAUCUCCGACCUGCACUACCUCAGUCCUUCUGGCUGUACGUUCUGGGGGAAGAAGCCUUGGAGCAGGAAGAAGAAGAUCCUGUGGCAGCUGGGAACUCUGAUCGGAGCUCCGGUCGGCAUCACGCUGAUCGCUGGCAUCGCCGUUCCCGCCAUGGUCAUCGGAAUCCCGGUUUACGUCGGCCGCAAGAUCCACGCCCACUACGAGUUGAAGAAGACGUCUCGCCACAGGAGGAACUUGGCCAUCACCGGCGGCGUCGCUCUGUCCAUCAUCACGGCGCCCGUCAUCGCCGCCGUCAGCGUCGGUAUCGGCGUUCCCAUCAUGUUGGCCUACGUCUACGGCGUCGUCCCCAUCUCUCUGUGCAGAGGAGGCGGCUGUGGCGUCAGCAGAGGGAAGGGACGCGGUGUUCGGAUCGACUUUGACGAGGACGAUGGACCGAUCACGGUGGCUGACGCCUGGCGAGCUCUGAAGUCUCCGAGCCUCGGUGAGAGCAGCCUGGACGGGGCGGUCAGCGGUCUGAGCACCACCUCCCCCAGCGAGGGGCUCUCUGUGGCCCCCGGGGCCCUGGGCGACACCCCCCACUUCAACACCCUGGCUGGAGGAGCUCUGGGGACUCGGACCAGCAAGUACAGCAGGCUGGAGGUCCAAGCAGGAGAACUCGCUAAAGAAUCGACCCAGAGAGAGACAGGAAGUCUGGGAGCAGGAAGUGACUGUGCCAGCACCCGAGGAAUGGCCGGAUCCAUCAUCUCCUCCUACACCCUACCUGACAGGGAGUGCACCAACCUGGAGAUCCAGGUGGACAUCGAGACCAAACCCAGCCAUCUCUGCCUGACCAGCGAAGAGGACCUAACCCCACAUCCGGGCUCUGCUGCCAUGGCGACCGCCUCCGGAGGGGAGGAGCCUCAGGACUGCAGCUCCAGAAGGGGCGGGGCCUUGUCAGGCUCGGCACUGGGCCUGUCGCCAGGGGCGUCCAUCAGAGAGGGGCUCCGAGACGUGACUCUGGCCCAGCCGGAGAGCAUCAGGAGCGACCUGGAGAUGUCGGACACUCAGUCGGACGACAUCGCCGAGCUCACGUCAGACGACUGCGACUCGCCUCACCCGAAGAGCUGCCACCCGUUGGCCGGCCAGCAGCCGUCCUGUCGAGCCCUGAACCCGUCCACCGAAGGCCUUCACUGUCCCGCAGACAGCAACGUCAUCCUCUACGUCUGAGAGAACACAGCUCUCAGGAUUGCACAAAAACCCCACCAUCUACAUUGAAACUCUCCCAAACUUCACAGCUUUUCUUUUCUCUCGUUUGCUGCUUCUGCGACUCACAGACUUUCUCGUCUUAAACACAGACAGCGUCGGUUUACUUUGUCUGUUCUGUCUUAUCUAUCUACCUGCCAAUCUCCUCUCUGAGCAAAUUGUCAGGGCUCUACCUCUGAGAUUUAUAACAUGAUGAUUUAUGUUUACUCCUCGGUGCAAAAUGCCUUGGCUACCUAAGCAAAAAAAAGAGAAAAAAAACAAGAGGUACAAAUUUUCCACAAAAACUGAAAAUUUGCAAAAUUCUGUAACAAGGUGAAGCGUCACCAAGCACAGCAGAGAGAAGAGGACUGUUGGGAGAACAGAUGUUUGCUGAGGACGAAGAGGAUGUUUUUAACGGUGUGUGAGUGAAUGUGGACUUUGUACUCGACUAUCGUGGCUUUAUUUUCCUUUUCUCCUCUAUUUAUAUUCAGCCGACCUUGAAAUUGUAUUAUUUGCCGUGUGCAUGAGUCUGCAUGAGCCGUUCCCUGUGUGGAAGGUUUAAAAGGCAGCGAGUUUCUGUUACACUGAUGAAAGCGAAAGUUUACUUUAGAGGACGAAGCUGCACUUGAAUCUCACUUUUCCUGCACAGAGUUAAAGGAGGACGGACACAGAGACAGAAGGAAGCUGCAGAAAUGAACCACGGAGUUCUGACAGAAACACAGAAAAAUCUGUAGAGAGAUGCACUGAAAAAGCCAUUUUAUUGUAUUUACUCAGUGAAGGACGGGUUUGUUUGACUGCUCUGCACAAAUCUGCAUCUAAUGAGCUUUAGUAGAGGAUGUCCACUUUAGGAGUUAGAACAUGUUUGUCCACCAUGAUAAAAACAAGAGGAGGAUUUUUAUUGAAACCAUUAAAACAUUCACUACAGUUUAUUUAAUUUAUCUCCGCCACAUUCACACACAAAAACUCAUAAAUAAAGCCAUAAAAAUGUGCAGAAAAUGAACAAGUAAGUUCACUUUUAAAACUUACUCCUGUGUUUGUAAGUGAAAAUAAAUUAAAAUAGAAUAUAAUUCUCAAAAAAAAAAAAUGCCGAAACCAGAAAGUCCUGCCGGUUUUCAGAGAACUGGUUUCUGGAAUUAUAAACUCACUUAUCUUUAAGAGCAUUUUGCAUGAAUCCUUUAGUCACCUUCUAGAGGCCUCAAAUGUCUGCACUCUGAAAAAUUAAAUGGAUUUAAGGUGACACAUAUUAAAACAGCAAAAUAAGUAAAAUACAAGUAAAUAAUUCUAAAAAAAAAAGUUUUCAUAGAAAAGAUGCAUAAUUUCUAUUAAAUUUUAGAUAUAAUAAAAAAAACCUAAAUAUAAACUAUAUUCUAGUUCAAGUCGACUUAAUGGCUGUUUUUUAAUCUGUAUAUUUUAGAAAAAGUUUUCGAUUCUCGUGUCAUAAUAUAAACACUUAAUGACUUUUUAUUUCCUGAGCUUUCAGCCACAUUCUAGUCGACAAAUCUCAUUCUGACAACUGAAGAAAACCCUUCAGAUGUGGAUGAAAGCUCUGGAAAACACUAGUAAGAGGACUUUGGAUCUUAAGAUGUUUGUUAUAAACUGUAAAUUAUUGCUGUCAGUAAUGUAUAAAAUACGUUUUCGAUCAACAAGGCUGCAAUUAAUGAUAAUGUGUACUAUUAAUGAUUAAUAUAUGGAGUAACUGAUUCAUUUUUUACAACAAAAUAUCAGGAAAUGCUGAGAAAUGAGCGAAAAUUGAUUUAUUCUCGUUGUUUAAGAGUCCAAAACUGAAAAAAAUGCAGUUUUUAUUAUGUAGAAUUCCUGCACAGCGCCAUUUUAGAGCAACUCUUCAGAAUAGAAGUGCAAACUGAAAAGAUAAAAGUAUGAAUUAACCCUUUAACUCACAUAUUAUACAUAAAUAAACUGGUAGAAGCAUAAAUAAACACAUAUAUGACAGAAAACAUUACAUUUGUUUGGAAUGUUUGACCUAAAAGUAGUCGUACUUUUUAAAAAGACUUCCCCUCUGGGUGGAUAUUUGUGUCAGAGCUGGGAUUAAACUCCAUGAAUCUGGUGUCGCUGUCAGAACUUCCUGUUUGUUUCUGUCGUGCGUCAUGUGACCGGUUGGUGUUUGACGGUUGGCUGCCUUAUCGACUCUGCUGACCAACAUGACGGCACCCAGCCGGCUGCUUUAUUUUCGCUGUUUUUUGUGGUUUUUGGUGGUUCUGGUUUCUGUCUGACCCACCUGAACGUGAUGUUUGUGUGAACGAAUGGACUCCUGAUGAAUGUAUUUCUGUGUCCCACUUUGUUUGUUGAAUGAGCACUUGUGCACUUUAUCUGAAUUUAUCUUAUUUAUCUUUUAUUUUUUUCGCUACUCCUCAUCUGUUGCUGAGUUUUUAACUUCGGUUGCUUACAAAAGUCUGUGGUACAACCAAAAUAAAUCACCUACCAGAGGGCCUUUAUGUUGGAUGUAACUAACAAGAGUUUGGCUCCAAAACCUUUUCGCUUUUUCUGGUUUAUCACUCAGUAUUUUUAACUUAAAGGUGUUUUUAUCAAUUCUGUGAUGCAAGGACUGUACUUAUUUUAUAUUUUCUCCUCUUAAUUUAUGUUCUACUAAUCCUUUUUACCAGUGUGGACGUGUCCUUUUGGAGCCAAACACUUUGAAUUUUGAUGCCGAUAAGCUCUUCUUAAUCAUUGCCUGACUUGUUUCUUAGCUUUGUAUCACCUCCGUGCUUCUGUUUGAAAAGGUUCCCGCCAGGUUGUUCCUUUAACCUGCAAGGAAACGACUCUGGGGAACCUUUUUCAUCUCAGAGUAGCUUUAUGGAUUUAGCUGCUUAUGUGACUUGGCAGUGCUUCGUUUGGUCUACACUUGUCACUAGUUUCUGCCUGCCUGCCUGUGAGGAAACACACGAAUGUACCAUGGACGGAAACCCGAAACUUCCUGAAAGAGUGUGAAUGACGGAUGGAAAGUGUCCUUUUAGGAACACAGGUGGUCCUGUCUUUAUUUGAAAAAGGUUUAGAGUAUAUAGAUAGCAAUAUUUAAGUGUUAUUAUACUGUUUGUGUAUCUCCUGUCACUGUUGAAGCCCCUGAUCCUAUGUGGGGUUGUACAUGCAGGACUGUGAAAGGCAACUUGUGGACCUUUUGGGGAAAAAUAAAUAAACACAAUCUGAUGUUGCACCAAAA